AUGUCCAUCUCCAGUCGCAGGAUGACUGACUUCAACCCCAUGUCCGCUGUCGACAUCUCCGCCAUUGAGGAGAAGAUGAGAAUGGCCGCCCUUGAUCAGCACCGCGGAUACGCCCAGAACACCUUCGGCGAGGUCCAGCAAUAUCGUACCACUGAGUACGUGCCCAAGACCCAGGCCACCGCUUACCAGGUUCUGAGCGAGCCCCUCUGGAACAAAGGCCUGUCCUUCACCCCCGAAGAGCGUGUCAACAAGAACCUCACUGGCCUCAUCCCCCACACCAUGGAGAGCCUUCAGACGCAAUGUCAGCGGGCCAUGAAGAUGAUCAACACCCGCCAGACCGACGUCGACAAGUACCUCUACCUGUCGUCGAUCAAGGCCCAGAACUUUGACCUCUUCUACCGCCUGCUCAUCGACAACAUCCGUGAACUCAUGCCUCUCGUCUAUACCCCCACCAUCGGUGAUGUCUGCCUGCAGUACUCGACCCUGUACACCCGCCCCGAGGCACUGUACAUCUCCAUCAAGCAGCGCAAGUCCAUCCGCACCAUGCUCCGUAACUGGCCCUACCCCAACCCCCAGAUCUGCGUCGUCACAGACGGUUCCCGUAUUCUGGGUCUCGGUGACCUUGGUGUCAACGGUGUUGGUAUCUCUAUCGGCAAGCUUGCCCUGUACACUGGCGCCGCCGGCAUCCACCCCGAGAACACCUUGCCCAUUGUUCUCGAUACCGGCACCAACAACGAGGGCAACCUGAAAGACCCCUUCUACCUGGGCAUCCGCUCCAAGCGUGUGCCCGUGCCCGAGCAACAGGCCUUCAUGGACGAGUUCAUGGAGGCCGUCACCGAGGUGUACCCCAACAUGACCGUUCAGUUCGAGGACUUCGAGUCUGAGAAGGCUUUCAACUACCUCGACCGCUACCGCAACAAGUACCGCUGCUUCAAUGAUGACAUCCAGGGAACUGGCGCUGUCGUUCUCGCUGGUUACAUCAAUGCCGUCGAGCUUUCAGGCGUCCCCAUUGAGGAGCAGCGCCUCGUCUUCAUGGGUGCCGGCUCCGCUGGUGUCGGUGUUGCUAAGCAGCUCGUCGAGUACUAUACCAAGCGCGGCAUCAGUGAGCAGGCCGCCAAGGACAAGUUCUGGCUCGUCGACACCAAGGGUCUCGUCACCAAAGACCGUGGCGACAAGCUUGCCGAGCACAAGAAGUACUUUGCCCGCACCGACAACAACGGUCACCAGUUCCGCUCGCUCGAGGAGGUCAUUGAGUAUGUCAAGCCGACCGCCCUCAUCGGUCUCACUGCCACCUUUGGCGUUUUCACCGAGUCCGUCGUCCGCGCCCUGAAAGCCUCGGUCGACUCUGGUGGUCUUGGUCGCCGCCCCGUCCUCUUCCCCCUCAGCAACCCUCUCACCAAGGCCGAGUGCACCUUCGAGCAGGCUGUGCAGUGGACCGACGGCACCGUCAUUUUCGCCUCCGGCUCGCCCUUCUCCCCUUUCACCAUGAAGACUCCCGACGGCCACGCUGUCACCUACCAUCCCAACCAGGGCAACAACGUCUACGUCUUCCCCGGUUUGGGACUUGGCGCCAUCCUGGCCAAGGCGUCCAAGAUCACCGACGACAUGGUUUACACCUCUGCAGCCGCCCUUGCCGCUGGCCUCACCGCCGACGAGAUCCACAAGGGCCUCAUCUACCCCCGCAUCGAGCGUGUCCGCGAUGCCAGCGUGCUCGUCGCCCGCGAGGUCAUGAAGUCGGCCCGCCGUGACGGCGUCUCCACGUUGCCCGAGUCCCAGUGGAUCGAGUGGGAGGAGUGGGGUGAUGUCGCUCUCGAUGCCUGGAUCAAGGAACGUGUCUACGACCCUGUCAGCUUCUCCGAAAAGAGUCGUAUCUAG
Molecule: messenger RNA, 1875 nt
Organism: Colletotrichum graminicola M1.001
Lineage: Eukaryota; Fungi; Ascomycota; Sordariomycetes; Glomerellales; Glomerellaceae
Product: malic enzyme
Exons: 3
Coding region: 1-1875 (624 amino acids)
Biological process (GO): pyruvate metabolic process; malate metabolic process
Cellular component (GO): mitochondrion
Molecular function (GO): NAD binding; malate dehydrogenase (decarboxylating) (NAD+) activity
Source: RefSeq, a predicted model, not a curated record